UGUGUAUUUGCACGCGCGCUUGUGCAAGUCGCGUAUUGAUGACGUCCGAACGCUGAUAGGGCACACAGACUGAUUUAGCACCAAAAGUCCAGAGAUGUCGUCUUUUUGCGGCACCGGCGAUGACUUUCAAGAUGCAGGUCAAGAGACCACUGAAAAGCAGGACAAGGACCAUCCACGUGUCCUCAUUCCUGAGUUAUGUCGGCUCUUCUACCAGCUGGGAUGGGUGACUGGGACGGGUGGAGGGAUAAGUCUGAAACAAGGAGACCAGAUCUACAUUGCACCAUCAGGUGUUCAGAAAGAGAGAAUCCAGCCAGAAGAUAUGUUUGUUUGUGACAUGGAGGAGAGGGACAUCAGCUGUCCUCCUGCCUGGAAGAAGUUGAAGAAGAGCCAGUGCACACCACUUUUUAUGAACGCCUAUACUAUGAGAGGGGCACAGGCAGUUAUACACACCCACUCGAAGGCUGCUGUCAUGGCAACGCUGCUCUAUCCUGGCAAAGAGUUCAGGAUAACACACCAGGAGAUGAUCAAGGGGAUUCGUAAGGGCACCUCAGGCACAAACUAUCGGUAUGAUGACUUCCUGGUUGUGCCGAUUAUUGAAAAUACACCAGAGGAGAAGGACUUGAAAGACCGGAUGGCUCGGGCAAUGGAAGAAUACCCAGAUUCAUGUGCAGUUCUUGUCCGCAGGCAUGGUGUCUAUGUGUGGGGCGAGUCGUGGGAAAAAGCGAAGACUAUGUGCGAAUGCUACGACUACCUGUUUGACGUUGCAGUCCAGAUGAAGCAAUGUGGACUGGACCCCUCAGCCCUUCCGAUGGAAGAAAAAGGAAUAGUUUGAUAUUUGAUGGUGCUUUUCAAAGAGACAUUUGUGGCAGAAAGGUUAGUGGAGUUCAAUCAGGAGAGCAGAUUGUAAUCAUUUGCCUUUCAUGCCAGCCUGCUUCAAAUUUGAUGAAAUUUGAUGGUAAGGGUAGAUUCAGGGUUGAAGGAGAUUGAAUGCCUGCGAUCUGGAAGAAUCUGAAGGAACACUGUGAAGCACUGUGGGACAACUCAUGAGUGAGCAGCUGUCAAAUCAAUGUCCUUAGGUUCAAAUGUUUCUCUAUUCAAGUCUGACUGGACUGAAAUCAAGGUCUCGGUGUAUGCCAGGCAUGAACAUCACGCUGCAUUUCACUGACUGCUUCAAUCGAUUUAGAAAAGAAAAAAAAGCCAAUAAAAUGUGUAAUUGUGUAAAAUAA
This is a messenger RNA of Haplochromis burtoni (Burton's mouthbrooder), 1226 nucleotides long. RefSeq names its product APAF1 interacting protein. The transcript is spliced from 8 exons. NCBI's taxonomy places the organism in Eukaryota, Metazoa, Chordata, Actinopteri, Cichliformes, Cichlidae. Gene Ontology annotation, molecular function: metal ion binding; methylthioribulose 1-phosphate dehydratase activity. The record is from RefSeq and is a predicted model, not a curated record. The coding region runs from base 95 to 832 and encodes 245 amino acids. Gene Ontology annotation, cellular component: cytoplasm.